GUAUUCAUGGCCUGGCCAGGCUCCAUAAAAGAGGCUUGACCUCCUGCUUCGCGCCAUCAUUGAGAAGACAGGUGGCAGAAGAAUCUCCAAGAUGACUGCUCGACAGGAAGCUCUCUGGGCCGUGUUGUUAUGGCCUUGCCUUCUUAGCACCAGUUUCCUGCUCGAGUGUACGGACCAGGAUCAGGUCAUCCACCCCUACUGUUUAUCCAUUUCGCAGGAUAAGCUUCUGGACAGGGUGAUGCAGCAUGUCGAGCUCAUCUUCCGCGUCUCUGAAGAGUCAUGCUCUUUGUUUGAGGACAUAUUUGUCCCAUUCCCGUUGCGGCUCCAGAGGAACCAGGAGGCCUACGCGUGCUUUACAAAGGCCAUCCCCAUUCCGAACUCCAUUGGCGAAGUCCAGCAAAUGUCUGACAAAUGGUUGCUCCACUCCGUGCUAAUGCUGGUCCAGUCGUGGAUCGAGCCCUUGGUCUACCUCCAAACAACACUGGACCACUAUGACGGUGCUCCGGAAAUGCUCCUCAACAAGACCAAGUGGAUGUCUGACAAACUUAUCAGUCUGGAGCAUGGAGUCGUCGUACUCAUCAAAAAGAUGCUGAAUGAGGGCCUUCUGACAACCAGUUUCAGUGACCAAGGCCUGUUCCGAUACGACAUGCAAACAGACAUGGUGGAAUCUGUCAUGAGGGAUUAUAUUUUACUCAGCUGCUUCAAGAAAGAUUCCCAUAAGAUGGCGGUAUUCCUCAAGCUUCUCAAGUGUAGACACACCGACAAUGCCAAUUGUGCGUGAAAACUAAAUUCACACUUAAACUUGGUAUGAAUUCCUAGAAGAUAGUGUUAUGGCGCGGGCGGGGGCAGUACUUGAAAUAAAAGCUUACAAAGACAAAA
Messenger RNA from Hippocampus comes (tiger tail seahorse), 879 nucleotides. It is a transcript of the gene smtla, whose product is annotated as somatolactin alpha. Bases 92 to 781 code for a protein of 229 amino acids. Gene Ontology annotation, cellular component: extracellular region. Gene Ontology annotation, molecular function: growth hormone receptor binding; growth hormone activity. NCBI's taxonomy places the organism in Eukaryota, Metazoa, Chordata, Actinopteri, Syngnathiformes, Syngnathidae. The record is from RefSeq and is a predicted model, not a curated record. The transcript is spliced from 5 exons. Gene Ontology annotation, biological process: response to nutrient levels; growth hormone receptor signaling pathway; positive regulation of receptor signaling pathway via JAK-STAT.